Messenger RNA from Astyanax mexicanus (Mexican tetra), 6640 nucleotides. It is a transcript of the gene camsap2a, whose product is annotated as calmodulin regulated spectrin-associated protein family, member 2a. The coding region runs from base 501 to 4748 and encodes 1415 amino acids. Gene Ontology annotation, cellular component: microtubule minus-end. Gene Ontology annotation, biological process: negative regulation of microtubule depolymerization; neuron projection development; cytoplasmic microtubule organization. The record is from RefSeq and is a predicted model, not a curated record. The transcript is spliced from 18 exons. Gene Ontology annotation, molecular function: spectrin binding; calmodulin binding; microtubule minus-end binding. NCBI's taxonomy places the organism in Eukaryota, Metazoa, Chordata, Actinopteri, Characiformes, Acestrorhamphidae.
UCGCGCAUGCGCACUGAGCCAGUCUAGGACGGUGCGGCAGGAAAACCGCAGCGCAGCGUGGAUGAAUAGAGGUCCACUAGAGGAGGGAAUACCGUAAAUAUUCCAGCGGGGACUGCGAGGAUAUGAAAGAGUAGCCCGGGUUCACGGUGAGGACAAAGACAGCCUGAAUCGCGGGUCAUCUGAAGCGCACAAUGCGUGUUUCUUUAAGAGGGAAUCGCUAGCAGUCACAGAGGGAUCAGAAUGGAUGACAGUCUCUGGGCUGUACCCCACUUUUUUGGCUCGAAUUGGAUCGCGAUUAAUAAAAGCCGCUAGUUUAUGGCGUUUGGGCUUGAAUAGGACUGAAUUGCAUGAAGAAGAGCGGGAUGGGAGCCAUUCACUAAAAGUGACCAUAUAAACACAGUUUUGCUGCAGUGAAUUCCUUAGGAAGGAUGUCAUCGCUCGCCUCGGACCUGUAGGCGACCACUGGGCUGGUGCUGACCCUCCUCCUGCUGCCUGUGAAUAUGGGGGAUCUGACCGAGGCGAAGGACUGUAAAAAGACUUUCAUUGUUCCUGCCAUUAAGUCGUUUGACCAUUAUGAUUUUAACAAAGCUAAAAUCCGUGCGAGUCUCACAUGGCUUGUGGCCAAAGCCUUCGGUACAGAGAGUGUCCCAGAUGACCUGAAGGAUCCGUUUUACACUGACCAAUACGACCAGGAGCACUUGAAGCCACCGGUGGCCGCUCUGCUGCUGUCGGCCGAGCUUUACUGCCGCGCUGGAAGCCUGAUCCUGAAGAGCGAUGCGGCCAAACCCCUGCUGGGCCACGAUGCGGUCAUCCAGGCUUUGGCUCAGAAAGGCCUGUACGUCACCGACCAGGAGAGGCUGGUCACUGAGAGGGACCUGUGCAAGAGACCCAUUCAGAUGAGCGCGCACCUGGCGAUGAUCGACACCCUGAUGAUGGCCUACACGGUGGAGACGGUGAGCGUGGAGAAGGUGGUGGUGUGUAUGCAGCAGUAUUCCACAGACUACGCUGAGGGGGAUGUACCGUAUGAUACGGAGGAUGCUGUCACCAGCUGGAUGAAUAAGGUGAACGAGUACUUGAAGGAAAUCAUCAUGCAGGAGCAGAGGAGGACGGAAGCGCAGAACGCAGAGCCUGUAGAGAACCCGAAGUCUCCAACCAAAUGGUAUAUGAAGCUGGUUCCUGCUCGCUAUAGGAAAGAGCAGGUGUUGCCUAAGACAGUGCCAUGGAUCCCUCCAGUGGACAACCUGCUGAAGGACAGCACAGAUGGCUGCGGCCUCGCUGCCCUGCUGCACUUCUACUGCCCGGACAUCGUCAAGCUCGAGGACAUAUGCCUGAAGGAGAACAUGUCGCUGGCAGACAGCCUGUACAACCUGCAGCUCAUUCAGGACUUCUGCCGAGAGCAUCUGAACCGCUGCUGCCAUUUCAGUCUGGAGGACAUGCUGUACGCAUCUUCAUCCAUCAAAAAUAACUACCUUGUAUUUAUGGCGGAGCUUUUCUGGUGGUUUGAAGUGGUGAAGCCAUGUUUUGUGCAGCCUCAGGUUUUGGCCCCUGAAGCACCAGCUCCAUCUCUGAAGAACGUGCCAUCUGUACCCAUUUCAAAAGUCACAAAGAGAAGCUUCAUGGAAAGACCUCCCAGUCCAGACAGACCAAGUCUGCCACUGCGACCACAGCCUCGGACAUCAAACUCAGGUGAAAUCAAGCGAUCAACUUCCAUGUCGUUUGUGGACAGCUUUAUGGGUACUUGGCCAAAGGAGAAACGGUCAGCUGCUCAGGGAGUGUCCUUUGACAUCCCAUUUGAUAAAGAGGACACUAGCCAUACCCCUGCCCCUGUCACCCGGGGAAUGACCAGGUCUGUGAGCACAGAGGGCUUUGGGUUUAAAUUAGCCAAGGGAAUGAAGCGAAACCUGUCCUUCCAACCAGUCGACUGCCAGAAUAUAGGCAUCGAGGAGGAGGGCUGUCCAGACAGCCUUGCGGGAGCACAGCACGGCCAUGUGAACGGCACAACACCUCCAAGCAUUGAAGAGGCUCUGGAAAUCAUCCACAACUCCGAGAAGCAACAGAAGAAAUCCGAGACCGAGGCAGAAAGUGGAGGAUUCUUCCUUCAUCUGCAGAGCAAAGGAGAGCUGACCUCUAAAACUCAAGAAGAAGGAAAAGACUUAGACUCUGUUUCUGAGACAAAAGAAUGUUUGAGCACAUCGACCACCGAGGUGGACACUGGCAUCCAUGUGAGAACAGAAGACAUUCAGGAGACACUGGACGAGGACUCGUCCCUGAGGGACUGCACAAUGAGCAUGGAUUUAGACACGGAUCUGGACUUUGAGGCCAGAGCUUGUCGUAGCCAAGACUCCACCAGCCCGUGCCCGAGCAGUGUCGGCACCAAGUCCCCCACAGUAGGGACACCUACACCUGGGGUUAAGAUGACCAGCUUUGCUGAGCAGAAGCUAAAGAAGCUCAAUCCAAAUGUGGAGGCCAGAGGCAGCUCCCAGGUCACCACACCAGACAGUUCAGACCUCAACAUUCCGCACUCAGUAUCUUGGGCACCUUCACCAGAGGUUAGCCCUGCACGCCAGCCACCAAAAGAUCCAGCUCAAGCCAUGGCAGCAGAAAUGGUGCAGCUGCGCAUGCGACUGGAGGAGAAGCGGCGUGCCAUCGAAGCCCAGAAGAAGAAAGUAGAAGCUGCUUUUACUCGCCACCGGCAGAAGAUGGGGCGCAGCGCUUUCCUCACAGUAGUCAAGAAGAGAAGUGAUGGCUCCUUUCCAGCCCAGGAGGACACUUCAUCCACACCAGUGGAUAUCACACAGCCCUUGAAGUCUCCAGUCAAGACCCCUGGUGAAGAGAGUGCAUCCGAGGCAGACCUGCUGGAGUACACGCGCUCCAUUGAGAAACUGAACGCUUCGUUGAGCUUCUUGCAGACGGAGAUGCAGCGACUAGCCCAGCAGCAGGAGGUCAUCAUGCAGAUGCGGGAGCAGCAGGCCUGGGUUGUGUCUCCACCACAGCCUUCCCCCAAGAAGCAGAUGCAUGACCUGCGAGGGAGCGGGGCGCGCUCCUCUGGUUCCCCUUCGCCUGCCGACUCCCCUCGCGCCACACAUCGCUCCCCAACCAACCUCAAGAGGAAGUCGGCUUCCUUUCACUCCAAAACACCACGGACACCCAGGCCCAGCGAGCUUAAAAUCACCCCAUUUAACAGAGUCCUCACCGUUCCCCAGUCUGUAGACAGUAUACCUCGCUUGCGUAGGUUUUCCCCAUCUCAGUCUGUGUCAAGCUCCUUUGCUUACCUUGGGGAAAACAAAAUCUCGGCACUGGGCAUCGAAGCCACGGACAUUAUGCAAGCCACAGAGUGUUCCUCAGGUGAUCUUUUAUCACCAACCAAAGACACUCAAAAGGAAGACACGGAAACAUUCGCUGAAGAUGAUUUAACAGCCAUGGGGUCAGAGGAGGUAAAGGACGAACAAAACACCAUGAGGGAAAAUGGAGAAAAAGAUGAAGAGCAAAGAGCAGAAACUGAAAUUAAGCCACCAUUGGAAUCCAGUGUCGCAGAGGUGUUGUCGCAAGCUGUAAAAGAAACGGUCAUAGUCACGCCCACCGAGAAACCGAUUGACUUAAUCAGUCAGAGCAACAAGAACUUGAUUGAGGUGCCAUUGUCUGUUCUCAAACCUCUCGAUGGACAGGAGCUGGAAGAGAGCAGGGAGGGGCCGACUGCAGGAGAGAAUAUGGAUGAUGAUCAGAAGAUGUGCUGCGGAUUCUUCUUUAAGGAUGACAUGAAGGGGGAGGACAGCAUGGCCAUGAAGCGAGCAGCGCUAUUAGAGAAAAGACUGAGGAGAGAGCGGGAGAGCCAGCAGAAGAAGCAGCAGCUUGAGGCAGAGCUGGAGCAGAAGAAAGAAGAAGCCAGAUUAAAAGCAGAGGAAGAUCGUCUAAAGAAGGAAGAGGAAAAAGCAAGGCGGGAGUUCAUCAAGCAGGAGUACUUGAGAAGGAAGCAGCUCAAACUCAUGGAGGACAUGGAUAUGUUAGUAAAAGCUCGGCCUGCCGGGGCUAAGCAGAGGAAGCCGCGACCUAAAUCCAUUCACAGGGACGUGAUGGACUCACCCAAAACCCCAAUGAGGGCCACAGCAGGUUCACGACCUCGUGUUUUUUCAGUGUCCAGUCUCUCUCUGGCCUCGCUCAACCUGGGAGACAAUGACAGUGUCAGCUCCGAGAAAAGAGCCCCCAGCAGGCCUGACUCAGCUGAUGCCCUCUUGUCUCCCUCCCGGUCUGCUAGCCACAACGGAGAGAAGGACUGGGAAAAUGGUUCUACCACCUCCUCCGUUACUUCCAACACUGAAUACACAGGUCCUAAAUUGUACAAAGAGCCAAGUGCCAAGUCGAAUAAGCACAUUAUUCAGAAUGCUUUGGCUCAUUGCUGCUUGGCUGGAAAGGUCAAUGAAGGACAAAAGAAUAAAAUCUUGGAGGAAAUGGAGAAAUCGGAGGCCAACAACUUCCUGAUCCUGUUCCGCGAUGCAGGCUGCCAGUUCCGUUCCCUCUACACGUACUGCCCAGACACAGAGGAUAUCAGCAAGUUGACUGGCAUCGGGCCAAAGAGCAUCUCACGCAAGAUGAUCGACGGUUUGUACAAGUACAACUCUGACCGUAAGCAGUUCAGCCAAAUCCCAGCCAAGACCAUGUCUGCCAGCGUAGACGCCAUAACCAUCCACAGCCACCUGUGGCAGACAAAGAAACCGGGAACACCCAAGAAAGUAGCACCCUGCAAGUCCUAGUACUUUCCAGCUGCUCCCCCUGGAGGAGUGCUUCUGUUCUCAGCAAACCUUUCUUUCUCUGUACUUUAAACUCAGAAACACAGUCAAACGCAGAUAUGAGGUCUCAUGGAACACUACUCAUAGUCUUCACUAAAGUCAUCCAAGAAACACUUUACAAUUUUGCUAAGAAAAAAAAAUAUGCACAACUGGAAUGUACAACACUACAGGCUUGUCAGUGGCUUUCACUCCUGUAUUUAUAAUUAUAACCUGACUGUCCUAUUAUAGUUGUUUUAAAGCAAGGUUGAGAUUGGGUUGGGUUGGGUGAAUGUGUGUGUGUUUUGUGUUUUUUUUUUUUGUAUGUGCCAAAACAAUAGGAAUGAAAUGAAGUAGUGUGGCUCUAAUUUGGUACACUGAAGCACUGAAUGUCAUUUGUUUGUACAAACAAAACCUUUGCGUAUACCAUGUUGACAUGUGGCCUUAUGUUGGAUAUGUUUCUUUUUUUAUUUUAAGUUUUUUAAGUAGUGUACAAAAGUGAUUGUAAGGCUGCUGCACAAGAGACAGUUAAUAGUUUUGUUAGGCUGGGAUCUCUUCUGAGCAAGCAAUGCUGUAUCUUUGCAUUUAUACCAAAUCAGUGUGGUAAUAUAUAGAAUAUCUUUUGCUUGCAUAGAGAAUCACCCCCUCCAUCUCUUGUGUUUUAAAUUAAAAAUACUUUUUCUGCUUAACUGGCUUUCAGUUCACAACAGGAUUGUGAAAUCUUACAAUGCAAAUAGGUGUUUUAUCAUUUCAAAUUUAUUCUUAGAAUUAUUAUUAUUAUAAUUAUUAUUGUUAUUUCCAGUUCUUUGACAGAGCAAAGGAAUCGUUAUUAAUUUCAAACCAUGGUCUUGUUUAAAUGGAUGUAACAUUUAUGAUAGCUCGCCAAGGUUUAGAAGACCAAACUCCCGGUUGCAUUAUUGCGUGAUUGUAGGUUGUGAAAAAUCAAGCUAGCUACUAUUUGAUAAAUCUCUUGAAUUAUGUGUCAGUAAUAUUUCCAUGUUGGCUUCUUGGAUGAUAUGAAUCGAUAUUCAGACAUCAUUGCAUCACGAGUCAUUCCUAUCCUAGUUUUCCUGUUUGUGCUUUGCGACUGAUUUGUCGAUUCCACAACAGUCGUGGUGAUUUCCCAGAAUAAAUUUUGCUUUUGGAGAGACAUUAGUGUCCUGCACUGUCUUAAAAUGAAGCAGAAAUCUCAAAAAGCAAUGUGCCAAAUGACCUAUUUUUAUUCCUAAUGCAUGGUUUAGAUUGAGACUAAUGCACUUAUUAAUACAUUCAAUUGUAUUUUGGGUUGGAAUAUAAACAACCCUAUUACAGAUAUUCCAUUUUUACUGCCUGGGUGUUAUUUGAGUGAUAAAGAAGUGGCAGCAUUGGGUCAUAAGGCAGAAUGUGGCUAGUUACGGGUCGAGGCUUACACAUGCCUUCUUUUAAGUUAUUUAAAGCCCAUUCUUUCUCCAGCUCUCCUAAAUCCCCUGUUCCAGGUUUGCCUUUACACAAUCAUCGACCAACACACACAGCUGUGCUUCUUUCAAAGAACAUCUGUUAAAUUACUGAAAUGGAAGUCAAGUUGUGUUUUGGAAGAGAAAACUGUACAGACCUGUGGUAUGCAGUGUCUGGGGGAUAAGAAAAAACUUUUCUAAGCAGUUGUUGUAGUGAAUUAAAUUGGCAGUUUCAAGCCAAGAACUGUCUAUGUAUUUGUAAAUGAGCACGGUUUAAUAUUGUACAGUGUGCAGCGUAAGCUCGUCAGCUCAUUGUAAUGAAGACUCACUUCCUGUUUUUUUGUUUUGUUUUUUUCUUUUUUUAAACACUGCUGUCAUAGCUAUCUUGUUGAAAUAGCCUACCAUGUUUGCUUCAUUGCAUUGAAUAAAACUGCGCAUGGCAUUGAA